Molecule: messenger RNA, 1058 nt
Organism: Thunnus maccoyii (southern bluefin tuna)
Lineage: Eukaryota; Metazoa; Chordata; Actinopteri; Scombriformes; Scombridae
Exons: 4
Coding region: 1-705 (234 amino acids)
Source: RefSeq, a predicted model, not a curated record
AUGAAGGGAACACACCAGAUGAGUAACACCUUGGAAGAUGAUAUUACUGCCAGCAGUGCUGAAGUGUUUUCAUCAGAGGGCAGUAGUGUUACUCUGUCCUGUAAGUAUUCAGGUACUGCUUAUAGUCUUCAGUGGUAUCGACAAGAUCCUGGAUCAGCUCCUCAGUUCCUUCUCCUGAUCUAUGAAUCAACAUCUACUGUGGUGAAUGCAGAACCUCCACACCCUCGACUGACUGUUAAACUGAAUAAGAGGAAAAAUCAAGUUGAUCUGCAGAUCUCCUCUGCUGCACUGGCAGACACAGCUCUCUACUACUGUCUGGAUGAUUUUGUGGAAGUAAAUUCACAAACAGAAAGAACAUCCGUGGGUUCCAUGAACAGCAUAAAGCCAGAAAAUACUGAAGAACGUGUUGCAGAGGGAGGAAACAUCAACCUGACCUGUAAAUAUGAGGGUUCUAUCUACAAUAUCCAGUGGUACCGACAAUACCAGAGAUCCAGACCAGAGUUCCUGCUCUACAUCACAGAGGACGGAUCGAUUCAUCCAACUGUUUCUGAUUUCUCAGCUCACAUUAACAAAACAGAGAAACGUGUUGAUCUGCAGAUCUCCUCUGCUGCAGUGACAGACUCUGCUCUGUACUACUGUGCAGUGAGUCCCACAGUGACAGGAAACCCACAGUCUCUGUACAAAAACCUGACAGCUCCUCAAUGAACAUUUACACACUUCAACUACUCUUUGUGUUGAACUUCACUGCCAUCAAGUGGACAGAGAGUGCACUUACAUGUGCACCAGUAUCCUGGUUGUGAUGGUGUUUUUAGAGAUUCCCAUUUAGUAUUGCACAAGUAAACAUCGUAUCCUGGUUUUAGAAACCUUGAAAUGUUACCUGAAGUAAAACUAGUGAAGUGUAGCAUGUAAACAUCUGUUCCAGAUUUGUUAAUAUUCUCUGUUGGUAGAGAAAUUAGGCUGGGAUGUUGAGGAAUUAGGACACAACUGGACACACAUGAUCAGAAAUCAGUAUCCCGUUAGAAUCAUGUAUACAGGGAUAUGUAUAACCAGUUUUCUAA